GGUCCAGCGGCGGAGCCGCGCCGGGAGCGGGUGCGCGGAGCCGCGCGGAGCGGUGCGGGGCUGUGCGGGGCCGUGCGGGGCCGAGCAGGGCCGAGACGAGCCGAGCCGAGCGGGGCGCGGGCGCUGCCGGUGCCUCCCCGGUGCCCGCGGGGCCGGGGCGGGCGGAGGCGGCGGGAGCAGAAUCUUCUCCUCUGCCCCCAGAGUAAGGGAGGAUGACAUAUCAGCUCCUCUGAGCCAGCAGUGCCCAGGGACCGGCAGAGCCAUGGAGCUGGAAUACGAGCUGCCCAACACCACUGCCUUCUGGUUCUCCCCGGCUUCCCCCUUUGACAACUUCUCCCUGGAGGCUCCCACCAACACCUCGCAGAACUCCACGGGCCACCACUUCGACCUGACCAGCAAUGCCAUCCUCACCUUCAUCUACUUCGUGGUCUGCAUCGUGGGGCUGUGCGGGAACACGCUGGUCAUCUAUGUCAUCCUCCGCUAUGCCAAGAUGAAGACCAUCACCAACAUCUACAUCCUCAACCUGGCCAUCGCUGACGAGCUGUUCAUGCUGGGGCUGCCCUUCCUGGCCAUGCAGGUGGCCCUGGUGCACUGGCCCUUCGGCAAAGCCCUCUGCAGAAUUGUCAUGACGGUGGAUGGGAUCAACCAGUUCACCAGUAUCUUCUGCCUGACGGUUAUGAGCGUCGACCGGUACCUGGCUGUCGUCCACCCCAUUAAAUCUGCCAAGUGGAGGCGGCCCAGGACAGCCAAAAUGAUCAAUGUGGCCGUUUGGGGCGUCUCCCUGCUGGUGAUCAUGCCCAUCAUGAUUUAUGCUGGGGUGCAGCACAACCACGGCAGGAGUAGCUGCACCAUCAUCUGGCCGGGAGAGUCGGGCGCCUGGUACACGGGUUUCAUCAUCUAUGCCUUCAUCCUGGGCUUCCUGGUGCCUCUCACCAUUAUCUGCCUUUGCUACCUGUUCAUCAUUAUCAAAGUCAAGUCCUCAGGCAUCAGAGUGGGCUCCUCCAAGAGGAAAAAGUCCGAGAAGAAAGUCACCAGGAUGGUCUCCAUCGUGGUCGCCGUCUUCAUCUUCUGCUGGCUCCCCUUCUACAUCUUCAACGUCUCCUCGGUCUCCAUCAUGAUCGUGCCCACUCCUGUCCUCAAGGGCAUGUUCGACUUCGUGGUGGUCCUCAGCUAUGCCAACAGCUGUGCCAACCCCAUCCUUUACGCCUUCCUGUCCGACAACUUCAAGAAGAGCUUUCAGAACGUGCUGUGCCUGGUGAAGGUCAGCGGCAUGGACGAGGCGGACCGGAGCGACAGCAAGCAGGACAAAUCCAGGCUCAACGAGACCACGGAGACCCAGAGGACCCUGCUCAAUGGAGACCUGCAGACGAGCAUCUGAGGGGACGGCGGGGUUGUCCUUCCUGCGCUCUCCUCUCCCCGCUUGCUCCCAGCAGGGUGGUGGCACGUGUGGAGUCAGGGCAGGAAUGCCAGCUGAGGGGAGGGCAGUGAGCACCCCCUGGGCACUGGGUCCUCGGCUGGGCUCCUCCUGAGCUCUGCUGGAUUGGCUUUCAAGCACUGGGAAGGAUAUGGAUCAAGAGGAGCUGCCUCACCAGGAAAACAAAGACAACUCACGGCGACGCACUGCAUUUCGACACCAAAGUGCCAUCGUGGCCACAAGUGUCGCUGGGGUGGCUCCGCUGGCUCCCCCGUGUCACCCUCGGGGCUGGUUGGCUUUGGGUCUCUGCCCCUGCACGGGUGGGUGCACAUGGACACAUGGGGUGACCUCAGGAGGGGCCGAGGCCACGGGUGUGUGAUAACAUGGAGAUGCACUGACCUGGUGGGAGCUGCCGGCGAGCUCCUGCCAUCGCCCUCCCCAGGAGACGAGGAUGUUUGGGGGCGCGUUUUGCCUGGGUUAUCAGUUCCUCCAUUGCCCCCCCCAGAAGCCUCCCUGCGCUGUGUGACCGCACUGCUGGCAGCAGCCGCCCCGCCCGGAGGGGACACUCCAGGAUGGAGGCGACUUCCCCACGGGAAGCAGCUCUGCCGCCUCGGCAGCCCCUCUGGUCCCACCACGCUCCUGCCCUGCCUCCUGCAGCCCUGCCAUCUCCCGCUGCAGGAGAGCCCUUUCCUUCCUCCUGCCGUGACAUCACCUGCCCGCAGAUCUUCUCCUCGGAUGGAAGAUUUCCCCCUUUUCCCUCCCCAGUGGCCGCUGCCCCUCCCGCCACCCGCAUCGGUCCCACGCUGCGCCGGCUGCCGGGAACCGGGAUCGCCGCUCCGAGCAGCCCGGCAGGACCGCCCAGCUCCGGCCCCUGCUGGGAAAUCCUUGGAAGUAUUUAAGCAGCAGUGACACGUCGGGGGUUUGGAGUACCUUUGGCACGGGCUCCUGCACCUGGCUGAGAUCUGGCUUUGUCCGGCCCCGGCUCCGAGGAUCCCUGGGGUGACACCCGCCCUGCUCCUUCCAGGCAAGUCACACUGGAGACUGGGGUGAUGGAGAGGACGAGGGACGGGAGGUGGGGGGUGCUGGGGGCUUGGCCCCCACCCCACCCGAGCCAAAGGGACCGGGCAGAGCAGACAAGAGGGCUUCCAGCACCUGGGAACGAGGAAGAGCAGGGCAGCACAUGUCCAGCCCCCUGGACCGUGCACAGGGUGAGGGGUGGUGGGACUGACCCAUCAUCUGCUGUAUUUGGCUUCCCAAGACUGUCCUGGAGCGCUGGGCUCUGUCCCUGUCUGCCCUCCCAGCCCAGCACAGCCCGGGGCUCUGGAGCCCUGACCCCCGGCAAAGCCCCUCCUCGGACAGCGCAGCAGGAACGCGAGGGAAAGCCCAGGGGAGAGGGAGAAGUGCCGUCUUCCUGCCGGAGCAGCCGGAGCAGCCUCUGUGCCAGAGGCCAGAGCUGUUCACAGGCUCUUGCUCCAGAGCUGAGCCGUGGGAACGCGGGGGUUUAGGUGGAGAAAACGGCCGGGUCUCGCUCACCCUCCCCUUUCUGGGCUCCCCCUCACCAGGGGAUGCAGAGCCUUCACCUGGCACCACAUUGCCCACGAGGUGCCACCUGCUCUGGGGUGCCACCUUGCUCAGCCACAUACCCCCAGUCGAUUCUCUUGAGAGCACCAGCUCUGGGAGAAGUUUUCCCACGGCUCUGCCCAGCUCCUGCAGCAAGAACCUGCUCGGGCCAUCACAUUCUGCUGUGCCAGGCCCACCAGCUCCCCAAAGAGGGCUCAGUGCCAGGCUGGGUACCUGCUCCCCGGCUCUGCUGGACAUGGCACAGGGCUCAGGGGUUUUCUGCAAGACAAAGCAGAGCCUCGUCAGCAUUUCUUUGCUUUUAACUAUUUCCUGCUCCUCCAAGGAAUGUGUGACACUGUUCAAGAGCUCAGAGGCACCGCGUGGGCACCUCCCUGUCCCCUGGCUGGGCACCGAGCGCGUCCCAGCGCCACUGGGGGGGAGGAAAGCCGAGCCCGGGUUCCCUGCUGAUGCUGCAGGAAUUAAAACACCAGCAGCAGGUCAUGCCACAGGGAAAUACAGGCUGGGGAUGGCUGGGAGCAGCAGAGCCCAUGCUGGGAUGAGGAUCUGUGUCACAGCCGCAGUGAUGCGUCAGUGGGGCCGUGGGCACUCCGUGCCUGGUGGGUGGGGAAGGAGGUGUCUGUGUGGGGGGUGGGGGUGGGAUAGGAAGGGGGGUGUGGAGCCCUCAGCACUCACCUGCAGCGGAGCCAGACCCAGAUUUGCCAGCGACUGACUUGUCCAUGCAGUCCCUGCCAUCGGAAUCCCAAUGGAUGGUGGGGGGAGACACCUGUUCCCAGUUGUACCCCACGGGGGUCUCCAGCAGGAGCCUCCAGCUGGGAGCACCCCCUCUCUGUGCUGGUUUAAGGUUGAAAUACAGGAAACCUGGCUUCCUAGCCCUGGGAAGGACCCAUGCCCAGGUCAGCUUUGUCCUGGCAAACUCCCCAGGCAGUGACACUCCUGGCAGCUCAGAGCUGUGAUCCGAAAUAAUUUCCCUUCUUUGCAUUUGGGGACUCUCCUGAGAUGGGGAUAAUGGAGCUGCAGGUGAGGAAUGAGGGGCAUGGAGCUCUGCCACCAACAUCCCAAAGGCCACCAAGGGGGGAUGUGCCAGGGCAGGGGCACAGGGUGUCUCCUGGGAGCUGCCAGGACUCCCCACAGCCACCUUUCAGAUCAACAGGGAGAAAGGGCAGGAGAGAGGAACAUGCCCCCAUGGAGUGCCCGGGGAGGGAGCCAACAGCCACAGCCCAGCGCUCACAGUAAAACCAGCAAAAUAAAACCUUCUGCUGGUUCACUGCUGACUAAUAAACAUCAGCACCGCUGCUGCUGCCAGUAAUGAAGUUUUCCUUCCCAGCCACUUGAUUUUAGUGGGAACUUGACCUCAUAUUGGAUCUACUCUGCAAAGCCUCUCAGGGUUGCUGGAGGCACGAUGAGAAACCUCUGCUGGUUAUCGCAGAGCCAACAGACUGAGCCCCAGAGUGCUUCACACACAGACUGCCCCCGGGCAGGAGGGAUUAGUGACAGCUCCCGCCUGGAGGGCGGGAACAGCAUUAACACAGACCAGAGGCGAUGGGAAGCACAGACCUGGGUGUUCCAUAAGCUCUCCUGGACGCCGGGAGCAGGGAUCCGGGAUCCGGCCCCGUUUGUGUGACAGUGCUGCCUCACCCGGGGGGUUUGCAGUGGGUCGGUCCUGCAAGAGACUUCCAGUCCUAGCACGGGCUGAGCAUUAUCCCAGCUGCUCCCACAUUAUCCCAGCUGCUCCCACCUGUGCCCACCUGGCUCUGGGUGCUGUGGUGGCCAGUGCCUCCCAGUGCUCCGUAGCCAAACCCCACUCAGGUGGGCUGGACCUGGAGCCUUCCUCUUGCAUCCCUACAGCUCCUCACAUCAGCACCAGCACUGCCUUGGACUUGUUUAAGGCAACCAUCUCCUAAGGACCAGCACUGCCGUGUCUCCAGAGGGCUUCCCGACUCUGGCACGGUGGGAAGAGCCUUGUCUUUGAUGAGACUCCACAGAGAGGUCCCUUCCUUCCCAGGCCUGCCUUAUGGUCCCCAUGCAGCUCUGUCCCAGCAGGGAGAGCUCCCAGGCUCGGAUCUGUGCUGGAGUGGCUCCACUCUCACAUCUCGGGGGGUUCUUCCAGCCCCUGCUGUGAACGAGCCGAUUUCAAACCCCUCAGGGAGAGUCUCCAUCCCCUCCUCUGGGGCUGCUCCAAGGAGGAAUCACCACCAAGGCACGAGCAGAGGGCACAGCAGACCCCAAACCUGCCUUCCCCCUGCUGAGUCUGGACAGGAACUGCUGCUUUCUGACCCCAGGACACCUCUGCUCUGAAUCCCAGCCUCACACCUGCAUCUCCUGGUGGAUUUCAGCCCCAUUCCCUGCCUGCUUCAGGACCUGGACUGCAAAAAGCUAGGGCAGGAGGAGAGCCAGACUGUGGGGAUCCUGCCUGGAGCCGUGUCCUGCCCAGGAGACACCAAGGGAUGCAAAGCCUGGACACUGCAUCCGUCCUGCCCCACGCUGUGUGUGCAGGAGGAGGGGUGGGAUGAGGGAUUGUACAUACCUGUAUAUAGUGGACAUACCCGAGGGGUUAUUCUGUACCCUGACACAGCCCCUCGGAGGGCCCCUGGCUCCCCUCGCCCUCUCCCUGGGCCGUGGGGCUGGUGGCACCGUGCACAGCCAGGAGGGACCCGAGAGGCUGCUCCCACACUGACAGGAGACUUCUGCCUCUUCUAAACCCAACAGCCCUUCCCUGCCCAGCCAGGGCCACAGCCAUCCGGGGUCCCACCCCCUGUCCGUGCCCCGUGUCUGUAGCUGUGCUCUGGAAGUGCCCAUGGAUCUGCAUGGGACACUCAGAGGGCGUGUCCCUGCUCCCAGCCCUGCUCUUCUCCCCCACAGUCAUUGCUCGGUGUCCCGGGUGGGACUGAGCCUUCCCACUGCAAAGGCUCCCAACUGCCACGGUCUGUGCCACAGGGAGGGGGUUGUGGAUGGGGGGGGAGGGAAGUAAAAGAGUUUUCCUACAGUUUCUGGAUGUGUGUGUGUGCGUGUGUUGGAGCUGGGGGAGCAGCAGGAUGUGACCCAGGCUUGGACACCUCCCUGGGAGACAAUCACAGAAUUGCUGAGAUCGGAAAAAUCUCCUGAGACCAUCGAGUCCAACCAUCCCCCAGCACUGCCAAGGCCACCACUCACCCAUGUCCCCAAGAGUCACAUCCACACAGCUCUGAAAUCCCUCCAGGGAUGGGGACUCCAGCACUGCCCUGGGCAGCUGUGCCAGGGCUGGACAGCCCUUUCAGGGAAGAAAUUUUCUCAGUAUCCAACCUGAGCCUCCCCUGGCACAGCUUGAGGCCAUCUCCUGUCAUCCUGUCCCUGCUCCCUGAAAGCAGACCCUGACCCCUCCCAGCUCCCCCCUCCUGUCAGGGGUUUGCAGAGCCAGAAGGUCCCCCCUGAGCCUCCUUUUCUCCAGGCUGAGCCCCCCCAGCUCCCUCAGCUGCUCCAGACCCUUCCCCAGCUCCAUUCCCUUCCCUGGACACCCAAACCAGGCACCAAUCCUGGAGUCCCACCAAGAGACAGAAAAGGAGCAACCAGUUCUUCCCCACAUUGAUCUCCAUGAAACAUCAACACAAACGGGCACGAGGGGUCUCAGAGACUCAGAGUGAGCAGCUGGACAGGAGAAGCUUCUCUUCCCAGGGUGGUAACACCUCUGGGCUGGAUUUGAUGAGAUCAAGGGUGUGUAAAGUGCUGGGGGGGGUCAAUCUGCUGGAGAAACCAGCCCUGGGAGGAGUGUGUGUGCUGGGAGAGGAGGAAAACACACCCGUGUAAAGAGAUUGACUCUGCCAUAAACCAGAAGUUUAUCAACUCCUAUAGACUGAAAUUUUAUAAACUGAAAGUUUGUCUCUGAACAGCUGCACAGCCCAGCAACAUCACCACUUACCGUGCAAAUAAAACAAAUCACUCCAAAAAAAA
This is a messenger RNA of Pseudopipra pipra, 6919 nucleotides long. It is a transcript of the gene SSTR2, whose product is annotated as somatostatin receptor 2. Gene Ontology annotation, molecular function: somatostatin receptor activity; neuropeptide binding. The transcript is spliced from 2 exons. Bases 263 to 1378 code for a protein of 371 amino acids. Gene Ontology annotation, biological process: cellular response to estradiol stimulus; neuropeptide signaling pathway; cellular response to glucocorticoid stimulus. Gene Ontology annotation, cellular component: plasma membrane; neuron projection. Lineage: Eukaryota; Metazoa; Chordata; Aves; Passeriformes; Pipridae. The record is from RefSeq and is a predicted model, not a curated record.